AUGGGUGGACCCGGCUUCGUGGACGGAGAGGAGCGGGAUGAGUUCGCGAAUUUCUUCCCUUGUAGCAUCGAGAAGGAUGGCAUCGUUUACCCGUCAGCGGAGCACUUCUUUCAGGCCCACAAAACUCUGGAGGAGAAGCAGAGGCAACGCAUCGCUUCAGCCAGUUUCGAGGAAGUCUACGGGCUGGGACAAGCGGCGACCCUGCGCCCAGACUGGGAGGCCGUGAAGCUCGAGGUGAUGCUCGAGGCCGCAGAGCGAAAGUACGCGCAGAAUCCGAAGUUGGCCAAGGCGCUCUUGGCCACGAAGGGCGAGGAAAUGACGUUUACCCCUUCUGCUGGUUUCUGGGGCGUCGACGCCUGGGGCUGCGGUGAGAAUUGGAACGGGCGCAUCCACGCCAUCGUGCGUGCCAAGAUGGCGGGGGACAGUCGACUCCACACCACCCUGCACGGGCAGUUGCUCUCUCGAUGCGCGGCGUUGAGAACCUGA
This is a messenger RNA of Symbiodinium sp. CCMP2456, 486 nucleotides long. The record is from the annotation of a GenBank genome assembly. Lineage: Eukaryota; Dinophyceae; Suessiales; Symbiodiniaceae.